This is a messenger RNA of Fopius arisanus, 2719 nucleotides long. Its product is annotated as antithrombin-III. Bases 438 to 2354 code for a protein of 638 amino acids. Lineage: Eukaryota; Metazoa; Arthropoda; Insecta; Hymenoptera; Braconidae. The record is from RefSeq and is a predicted model, not a curated record. The transcript is spliced from 6 exons. Gene Ontology annotation, molecular function: serine-type endopeptidase inhibitor activity.
AACACUCCCAAUUUACAAUUAAGAAAAGGAAACGCAAGUUUAUUUAAAAAAAUUAUAAUUAUCUCCACUGCAAAUUCGGAUUAUUAUCAGAAUGAGUGUCAUAAGCAUGCGAUCAUUCCCGUGAGACAAUCCUAUCGGGAUUAUAUAUGUACUCUCGUAUGUACCUCAAUUGUCAUUAUUUAAAAAAAAAAUUUCAAUGUAAAAAAUGAUACAAUUUACACGCGUCAGUGUAUCUCUUUUUAAAAAUGCGAGGAGUGAAUUGAAGAGAUUCACCGCAUGUAUAUGUAUACAUAGGAUAACUGUCGACUGGUGGGGAUUGAAAAGUAAUAGUAAAUACAAGUGCAAGCGAAUAGCACCAGUCAGUUGCUCUGGAGCGUUACAUUAGUGUUUUCUUUACAUGUCAUGUUCCAGUAGUUCGUGUGCGACCCUGUGUAACGAUGAAAAGAUUUUUGCUCGUUAUUUCGUUGGCUCUUGGUGUUUAUUGCCAGUUGAUAUUUCCUGAUGAUUUUGAAACAACUGGUGAUGUCAGACCACAAAAUGGAAAUACCCGUCGACCAUUCCCGACAUUUCCACAGAACAUGUACGACAACGUCGGUACCAAUUACCCCAUGAACAAUUAUCAUCAACAAGCGAAAACUUUGGGUGCACCAAAUAAUAACAAUAAUAAUUACGAUAGACUAUCAAGUGUUUUACCAUCACGGCCUCCAGCAAUUGGCACGCCAGACACUAUGACAGCUGAAAGAAUAUACUGGGGUAAUCACGUGAAUAAUAUUAUAGUCAGAGGGGUAAUGAAUUUUGCUUUGGACAUGGAUCGAGCGAUCGAUGACAAUCAGAGAGAAUCAUCAGUUGGUCCUGAUCGUGAUAAUAUCGUAUUUUCACCAGUGAGUUUAGUAGCAACACUGGCCAUGGUUCUACUGGGUUCAAAUGGAAAGACUUUUGACGAAGUUGUGAAGAUCCUUGGGCUUUCAUCGGGAGUAGAUAUUUCUGGCCACUCAGAAAUGGUCCACCAAAUGCUGGGACUAUUACUCAAUUCCAUCGACACCAAAUUACCCCUCACGGCCAACGGCUCCCAAGUGACAAUUGCCAAUGGAAUAUUUGUCCAGGCGGACUAUCCCAUUCGGCCAGAAUUUCUUGCGAUCAGUAAUGCAGUUUAUAAUAAUGAAGUGAUUAAUGUUGAUUUUAUGCGACAGUCUGGGUCGGCCCAGGAAAUUAUAAACAAUUGGGUUGAUAUGAGAACUCAUGGAAAAAUUAGGAAUAUUCUUGCACAGGCCCCGGCUCCUGAUACCAAAGUUAUUUUCACGUCUGCUUUGUACUUCAGUGGCGAAUGGGAGCGGUAUUUCAUCAGUUCAGCCACUAAACGGAAGCCGUUCACAUUGGCGUCUGGACAAACCGUUGACGUAGACAUGAUGUAUAAUGUUGAGAAUUUCCCAUAUUACGAGGAUCGGCAAUUAGGUGUUAAAAUUCUAGGACUUGCCUACAAAAAUCUCCCACCGAACCCAGGACAGUCGUCGCUUUUUGACUCAACGAUGUACAUUCUGCUACCUACAUCUGAAGAUCCAAGUGCUCUGAAAACACUGGAGUCCAGGCUGACUCCUGAUCUUAUUGAACGACUUAUUUCAAAUAUGAAGGUCAAAAGGUGUAUCGUAGGACUACCAAGGAUGAAAUUGUCAAGUACCCUUAGUCUAAAUAGGGCACUGCAGUCAUUGGGUUUGACAACGCUUUUCGUACCGGAUCAAGCGAAUUUGGCACUUCUGUCUGCCGGUCCCAAUGGUUUAAAAAAUCAUGACCUGCCAAGCACUUCUGAUUCAUUAAUCUUCACGAGAAUCAAUAAUGAAGAGCCCGCGACCACUGGCACGACGCACACCAACAACACGCGAAGAACUAAUUAUUUCAGGUACGAGGAUAAACGGGGUGGAUAUAAAAUAGAACAAUGGAAUAACGGUGUUUUCGUGGAGAAAAUUUCAAAAUCACAGCGACGGAAGAGACAAAUUACAUCAGCAGUGCCAGACAGAGAAAAUUAUAAACGUUCCAAGCGACAGAGUCGUCCCAUUGACAAUGACUUUGUUAAAUUCAUUGAGAGACAGGGAUUUCCCAAUUACGGUCUCGAUGCACUUAGAAAUAAUGCCCACCUUGUUAAUCCGGGAUUAUUCGCCUCCGAUGUUAUUCACAAAGUUGAAAUUGAUGUAACAGAAACUGGUACUGUCGCUGCAGCUGCUACCAGUGUUGUUAUUGAACGCAGCGGUGGUGCAUUCGUGGUAGCCAACAGGCCUUUUACAUUUUUUAUCAGACAUGAGCCAUCACGAUUGGUUCUCUUCUGGGGCUCCAUCAAUAAACCCACCCCAAAUUAUCCGUAAAAUUCACUUAUUUUUUCAUUCUCCUACUCUCUUUUUUAUCCCUAUUAUAUCCUGCUAGCUCUAUUUUUAACGCAGAGUCACUUUAAUCUCUCAUUGCCAUUUGAAUCUACUUUAUGAACAGUACUUAGAGAAAUCCAAGUGAUUACAUUUGCAUCGCGUAUUAUUACCGUCAAUGCUUAUUUAUUAUAAUUAUCAUUCAUAUUGUUGUAUUUCUUAUUUAAGACUGAAUUCACUAGAAUUUCAUCUGCGGUUGAAUUUAACUUGCAAUAUUCUGAAAUAAUUUGAAUUGCUAUGAGUAGAGUCUCAGUGAAUGUGAAUAAUGAACAAAUGAGCAAGAGAAUAACAAAUAAAUAAAUCCAAGAACA